This is a messenger RNA of Pseudomassariella vexata, 1793 nucleotides long. RefSeq names its product meiotically up-regulated gene 113-domain-containing protein. The transcript has a single exon. Bases 275 to 1603 code for a protein of 442 amino acids. The record is from RefSeq and is a predicted model, not a curated record. NCBI's taxonomy places the organism in Eukaryota, Fungi, Ascomycota, Sordariomycetes, Amphisphaeriales, Pseudomassariaceae.
CGUCGAGUCACCAACAACUCAGCGCUCAGCCAAGGAAUCACGAUGCGACAAGAAUGAAUAUAUGGAUUCUGGAGUGGACCGUCUCCAGGAUGGCGAUACCAUAUAACCGCUCGCUGGCUUGUUUUUGGAGUCUGCUGCUCGUCUAUUUAUCCUGCCAUUUUUUGCACACACCUACCACAUCAUGCCAAGCUAGCUGAGCUUUUCUCUCUUUGCCUGUACCCUGUCGUUUAUUAUCUCAGCAGGAGGAACGACCUGAUCGUAAUCGAGCGGAACAAUGCCAUUCAUUCCCAACACGCCCGAGUCUUUGAUCGGACGGUCCGACUCCAAGGACCCCAGCACGACAUGUCGAGGCAUCACCGGGAGCGGCCGACCCUGCCGUCGUCCGCUGAAUGCAUCGCCGUCAGGCUCGCCGGAAGCGUCACGCAUCAAAGUCCCCAAAGUCUCCAAAGUCGGCGGCCUACGUGUCGAUGACCCCGCCGACCCGGACUGCUAUUGCUGGCAGCACAAAGACCAGGCGAGCAUGUCUGCGCAUUCGAGUCCCGGACCGAGACCUACCAACACGCCGAUCCUCGAGGAGCGCGAGAGCUUGGACGGUCUCAUGGACCGCCUGGGUAUCGCCGAGGCUAAACAGAAAAAAUCCAAGAAGAACGGCAGGCCCUCCAUGUCCUCGAAUCACAAUGGAGGAAACGAGAAGAUUACCGAGACGAACUAUCCUCCCCGCCCCGCAUCCCAGUCGUCGAAUCGGUGGACCAAGAGGGAGACGAUCUUUUGCUGCUGCUUCACGAUACCCAUCAUGGAAGAGGAGCCACCUGCACCUACGAGACCGCAACCCAGACCCGUCCAGUCCGCACCUGCCGCGGUAGCGGGAGGUGGCCCAUCGUCGAAGCUUCCCUCGAACUCGCAUCUUUCACCGUCUUCAGCAGGGUCACGACCGAGCAUGGGCAGCCCGGCCCCUUCGAAGCAAUCCACCACAUCACAAACCUCGCAAUACCUCACACUCAUCCCGCCAACCGCAUCGCCGCAAACAGCAUCACAGCUUAUGGCCGAGCUCGCAAAGCCCAUCUCCCAAGGAGACGAAGCAGGCUACAUCUACAUCUUCUGGCUGACGCCCGAAUCUGAACCCAUGGACCCUCCCGCUGAAGCCGCCCGAUCCCUGCUCGCGCCGCCCUCGCAGUCCAACGGACGCCAACGAAGACCCAGUGACGUAGUCGAGUCCUUCGCCGCCAGAAACACCCCGUCGUCAUCAGGCAAAGACAAAACCCUCCUGCUUAAGAUCGGGCGCGCGUCCAACGUGCAGCGUCGCCUCAACGAGUGGACCCGCCAGUGCGGGUACAACCUGUCGCUGAUCCGGUACUACCCACACAUCCCGAGCGCGACGCCGUCAACGCCGCGCAAGAUGCCGCAUAGCCAUAAGGUCGAACGGCUGAUCCACCUCGAGCUCGCAGGUGCGGGGUUGAGAAUUAGUGAUCGGGAGAAUUGGAAUUGCGAGGCGUGCGGGAAGGCGCAUAAGGAGUGGUUUGAGGUGGAUGCGAGUCGGGCGGGGAUCGAGAUGGUGGAUGAGGUGGUGAGGAGGUGGUCGGAUUGGGAUGAGGCGAGAGGGUGAUUUAGGCGGGUAUGGGAUUAUCGAUUUCGCGCGCAUCUGGGCGGCUUGGCAAGGCGUAUCUAUAAUUUGGGGAGUUGCUUGGGGAGUUGCAUGGGAAGCACACCUGCAUAGAACUGGGAAGACGAACUAUGGGAUUGUAGCAUUUUCGUUUAGCAUAGCGGAAUGUCAUCUAGACUUACUUGCCUCUUCA